CCGGCCGCCAGCCAGACGCGUGUUGGCUCUGCUGACUGGCUCGCUAGGGCCGGACCCAGCCCCCCCGCUCCUCCUCCCCCGCCGCCGCCGCUCUCCGCCCCUCGCGGGGGUCGCGGUCCCGGGCUUCGCCGCCUCUCGGGACACAGAAAAAAUGCCGGCAACUCCUCAUCUAUGAGGCCCUCUAUGAUAACAAACCCCUGUGCACGUGUGAGAUGGAAGGGAAACAGAUUAUGGAAACCGAUUUCUGUUUCGGGCUUCCAACAAGUUGCUCUAAGUGAGGCACUACAACCAUGCUGUUGGAGUUAGAAGAAAAGGGAUUUUUAUAGCUGUUGCUGCCUAAUACUAAAAGAGUUUUCAAGCAUCACAUUGUUCAAGCUGUAGUUCAAAGCACCCUGCCGCCAUUUUUCAGCAUAGGGAUGCUGAUACACAUAAUGCUGGAGGCUGCUUGACUCGAUUAAUCAAGUCUGCUCUAACGCACUGGAUUUACAGCGCACCAGAGAAGCCUCCCUGCAUGUAUUCUAAUGAAGAUUAAGUGACAACUGCCUGACCAAAAUGGUAGACACAGAAAGGGAGCUUUGUCCACUUACUCCCUUAGAGGAGGAGGAUCUUGGAAGCCCAUUUUCUGGAGAAUUCCUACAAGGCAUGGAGAACAUACAGGACAUCUCUCAAUCUAUAGGAGAUGACAGUUCUGGAGCAUUAAGCAUAACAGAAUUCCAGUCUUUAGGAAAUGGUCCAGGAUCUGAUGGCUCAGUUAUUACAGACACCUUUUCACCAGCAUCAAGUCCUUCAUCCAUUAAUUUUGCCACAGUUCCAAGUAGCGUAGAUGAAUCACCCAGUGGAGCAUUAAACAUUGAAUGUAGAAUUUGUGGGGAUAAAGCCUCAGGCUACCAUUACGGAGUACAUGCUUGUGAAGGUUGUAAGGGUUUUUUUAGGAGAACGAUUCGACUGAAACUCACCUAUGAUAAAUGUGAUCGCAGCUGCAAAAUUCAGAAAAAAAAUCGUAAUAAGUGCCAAUACUGUCGUUUUCAGAAGUGCCUUUCAGUUGGAAUGUCACAUAAUGCCAUCCGUUUUGGACGAAUGCCAAGGUCAGAGAAGGCAAAAUUGAAAGCUGAAAUUCUAACAGGUGAAAACUAUGUAGAAGAUUCAGAAAUGGCUGAUCUUAAAUCUCUUGCCAAGCAAAUUUAUGAGGCCUACCUGAAAAAUUUCAAUAUGAACAAGGUCAAAGCCAGAGUCAUUCUGGCAGGCAAGACCAGUAACAACCCACCAUUUGUCAUACAUGACAUGGAUACAUUGUGCAUGGCAGAGAAGACUUUGGUGGCAAAGCUGGUAGCUAAUGGAAUUCAGAACAAGGAAGCAGAAGUUCGAAUCUUUCAUUGUUGCCAGUGCACAUCUGUAGAGACUGUAACAGAAUUAACUGAGUUUGCCAAAUCUAUCCCUGGCUUCUCAAACCUUGACUUGAAUGAUCAGGUGACCCUAUUAAAAUAUGGAGUUUAUGAAGCCAUAUUUGCCAUGCUAGCUUCAGUGAUGAAUAAAGAUGGGAUGCUCGUUGCCUAUGGAAAUGGUUUUAUAACUCGAGAGUUUCUGAAAAGCCUAAGAAAGCCAUUUUGUGAUAUCAUGGAGCCGAAGUUUGACUUUGCAAUGAAAUUUAAUUCACUGGAGCUUGAUGACAGUGAUAUAUCCCUCUUUGUGGCUGCUAUCAUUUGCUGUGGAGAUCGUCCUGGUCUUGUAAAUGUAGGACACAUUGAAAAGAUGCAGGAGAGCAUUGUACAUGUACUAAAACUACACUUGCAAAACAACCAUCCUGAUGACAUCUUCCUCUUCCCAAAACUUCUUCUGAAAAUGGCUGACCUCCGACAACUUGUCACAGAGCAUGCUCAACUUGUUCAGAUAAUCAAAAAGACUGAAUCUGAUGCACACUUACACCCUUUACUACAAGAAAUCUACAGGGAUAUGUAUUAAGGGGUUUUGGUAUUUUUUCCGCAGUAUUUAAAGCCAACAGUAACACUAAUAAUAGAUGGGAGCAAAAUUACUUUGCACAAUUAUCUGCUGUGCUUUUAACACCAAAGCAUGAAAAAAACCAGAACUGGAAUAUCACUUCUUUUUUGCCUUGAAUUCUUCUUUUUAAGAAAUUUAAGGACACUUAUGCAGUGCUCGUGAAUUUGCUCAUAAAAGGUUCUGAAUAAUUUAAAAUUUGGGGAAUAGUGAGAAUUUUGUAUGUAUGUUUUUGUAUUAACAAAUUUGAAUCUAUUAAGUAGCGUAAAUAGAUCUUGAUUGAUCAAAAUUUUAUGUUCUAUAUUGAUUUAGUCAUUUAACCUUUAAUUUAAUUGGGCAAAUUCUCUCAAGGUAAAUGCACUAUCUUCUAUAGAUUAUGCACUCUUGUUUUAUAUACUCUCGUGGUCACUGAAAGCCAGCUUGUACUUUCUGACUUUUUUCUUGAAAUAAGGCGGUCAGUCUAAAUCUAUUGAGUGGUUGGGAAUAAUUAUAUAUUCACAUUUUUAUGUUUGAAAGAUCUUUUGCUUUGCUGCUCUCAGAAUUGGGUGAGUAACAGUACUGCUAUAGUAUUGUACUGCUUGGGUAAUUUUUAGAUUAGCCUGUUGAAAAGGCUUUCUUUAUUUUAACUUUUUUUUUUAAGUACAGCACUCGUAUAUAUCUUACCCAGAUGCGUGUUGGUGAAUUAGCACAUGAAAGUGACUGAAUGCUUGUUUCAAAAGUGUUCUAAGCAAAUAACAAGAAAAUGUCCCCUAUGGCUGGAUACAUUAAUACUGUGUUUGUCUUUGAGAAGUCAGAAUAGCUCAAGACGAAACUUUAACCUCAAAACAUCAUUUAAGUUAGCAGGACUUAGGGAGAAUCUCAGAGAUCUGAUGCUUUCCCCCAAAGAAGCUGAAGUACAAUUUGUCAACAUGCUGUUGCUUAAACUGAUGGUCUACUCUGAAAAAAAUGAUUUAGUAAAUACAGCACUUUCUUUCUUAAAAGGUCUGGUACCCUACUUGUUUACAUUUCUGACAGAUCAACUAUUUUACAUUCUUUGUAUCUGUUAGUCCCUCAAAGCUAACAGCUUUCUUAGCCUGAAUUUCCUUCUGUUCAUUUAUAUGCAUUGUCAACAGAAUAGUCAACUAAAUUUAAUUGAAUCCCAUUUUGUCCACAUUUGUAUGCACAUAUAGAGAUUACAUUUGCAUUGGAAGCAGAAUUUGUAGAUAGUGGACUCCUACAGACAUUUAGUUUCUCCUGGAAGAGUCGCUGCUUUCCCAGGAGAAACCAUGAGUGUACUGAUGUUCAUUCUUUUUCUCUCAAAAUAAAAUGGCCGCUCCAGGAGAGAGAACCUGGAUAGCAACUAGGGUUACAUCACUCCCAGGGCAAUUUCUCCUGAGAAAGUGAAAGUCUGUACACGCUGUGCUUCUUCUCAGAAGAAAACAGUCCUCCAGCAUGCCCCCUUCCGUCCCUCCUUCCUUCCCUCCCGGGAGACAGUGUGUCACUCCGUGGACUCUACUGCUUCAGCAGGGCAUAAAACACACCCCUUUCACAAUGUCCACAUUGUGCUGCAGAGAAGGUUGAUCAUGGGCAGUUAGGGCUGCCCUAUGCACUGGUGCCAUUUGAUGCUGGCCAGAUUAAACUGAUUGCAAAGAUAUGGAAGCGGGUAACAUUUUGGGGAAAAUGUCUUGCGGUAUGUAACUGGGAACAAAAUUUGAUCCUCAGAAUACCACUUAAUGGUGAUACUAUAUAAGCCAAAAUAUAACAGUAUGGUUUACUGUUCCCAUGUUACCUAUAGGCCUGUAAGCUAGGUUACUGAAAUAUAAUGAGCAUGAAACCCCAUGAUGCCAUUUUUACAGUUGUUUUCAGAGAUUUCUGUGCAAUGAAUGAAAAUAACUGCUAGCCAUGAGUUUCUUUGGGAAUUAACAUUUAAUACCUAUUUAUUAAAAACAUUAUUCUCUUUUAUCUGUAUUUUCUUUUCUUAUCCUAUCAGUUUCUCUAUUGUCCUUUUUUCUGUGGCUUGUUACAACAGUGUUGUUUAUUGUUUUUCUUGCGGCAAGGGGGGAGUUGGAAGCCAGUCUCAACUUUUUCUUGGCUUUUAGGCUUUCUCUGUCAAAGAAGGGUCAAUUUUUGCUUGUGUUAUCACAGUGUUUGUGGACCUUAAUCUUAAACCCACAUUAAUAGAAUCAAGCAUGCUUUUUGAGGCCCAGAACAUAGGAAAGUGAUCUUCAUUUUAAUUACAGAACAUGUUUCUGUUAGAAAUGUACUAGUUCUUUGAGGAUCUUGGUAGGUUCUGGUUCAUAUUUAAAAGCAUUUUUUAAUUUCAAGUUUGAUACUAUACUAUUAAAACAAUAUUAAAAAUAAAGCCAUGUAUACAGUAUGAUGUCAUUAUACCAAAUCCUAGGUUGGCUGUUUUGGGGGUUUUUGGGGGGUUUUGGGUUUUUUUGUUUGUUUGUUUUGGAGGGGGGAGGUUUAAAAGCCCUCCUUUCAAAGCAAACCAAACUGCAGGAACUGAUUUUUUCCAAACCUUCCCCCCCAACCCAUUCUUGUGAUGCAGCAAAUUGGUUAACCCUAUUAUAGAGAACAGCCUCUUUUAAUGACCUUGAAUCACAGGUUCUUAAGGGUUCAUUAUAACGAGGUUGUUUUGUAUGUACAACAACACAGUAAGGAUCUAUAUAGAAACUAGCCAUUAGGAAUAUUUGGAAUGUCUUGUGUAAAUUUCCCAUGCAUGUCUAAAAUGUAAUACGUGUGUCUGAGAAAACGAAUAGCAGUAGGUCCAUACGUACAAAAUGAUGGCCUACAGGUUUUCUUCCUUGUUCCCUUUUCCUACUCCCCACAACCAUCAGUAAGAAAUGUCUGAAUAUGGUAUAACCAUCUAUAACAAUCCUAUUAGGUAGUAGGUUCCCAAGUCUUAUCAGGAAAUAGUGGAUUGAGGAAUUGUCCUCCUUUACUUAUCAUUGCAAUACGUAGUGUGCCUUCCUGAUUCUUAGUCUGUCUUGACUCAUUAUGGAGCUCAGGGCAAUAAAUAUUUUUACGCAGAAGACAGAUUCAGAAUUGGAGUCAUUGAUAUCCGAUAUUACCAAAACUAGAGUUUCAAAAGCCCCAGAAAUUGGGCCUCAAAAAAUCAAAGGGCUCUUCAAUCCAACUGUAUCUCCAUUUUUUUUCUGGCCUUUUGUUUCUGACUGUUAGGAUACACUUAGUUUUUCAAGCUUUUUACUGACAACCAUAGAGAUAAUUACAACAAUUUUAAUGGAAGCUGAGAUUUGACACACAAUCGCUUGUGUCUAGGGCUUUGGACUUUAAAGAAAAAAAUAUAUAUUGGAGGCUCAUGAUGAAAACAUGAGCUUGUAUAUCAAUUUUUUAUUUUUUUAGAUUUAAAUAUGGACCUAAAUGCUCUGGACCUAAUACUGUACCUUCCUACUCAUUUGAUCUAUCCUUCUUGGUGAUUUAACUUAAUUUGUUUCAGGAUCAUAGCACUUCUGUUUCCAUUGUCCUUGUUUUUGUUGUAAUGGUGGCCUGGCAAAUUUUCAUUUGGGGCCAGAUUCUGUACUCCUACACAAAGCUUGAUAAAACAAGCUUACUCAGGGAAAUCAGGGAGGACAGGCCUUACUGCAGAGCAUCUCUUACAUCAACCUUUCCCCAUGUAGGAGUUUUGACCAGUGGCACAGCAUAAGCAUUGACACCUUGGCCGUACCCUUUCAUGCUACCAAUUGUGCCUUGUGAAGAGCCUCUGAAAGCAGAACUCCACUGUGUCUAGGACAGAAUGCAGUACUAAAGAAUCACAAUAAAUCCACUGUAUCUGGGUCUCUGUUGCACCUAAGACCCAAGUAAGACUUUUGCCCAAAAUGAGUAACCAUCAUUGCAGCAAAUCAUGAAUUUUUGAUUUUGCUACUAGGAAUAAUGUAUUGCUGACUGAAAGGUUGAUUUGAGCGCAACAUUCUCUAAAGACAGACUUUACAGCAGUGCUAGAAUUGCCUCUGAACAGAAGGAGCAAUAAGGCAUGGCUUUUGUAUGCAAAUUUUAAGGGGAUGUAUUUUGUUCCUUAAAACAAGAAUCCCUUAAAAGCUUAUUUUUUAAGGUUUGUGAUGCUGCUGACUUAGGUUUGGUCCUUGUAUUUGGCUUAAUUUUGGGUGGCUGUUAGUUUUUUACAUCAAAACAGAAAAAUCCCUUGUUCAAAAGAAUAUUAAGACUGCAGAAUUAAAUGUGCACAGGUUAGGAAUUACCAAAAUUAGGGUUUGUUGUCCUUCCCAUCCCCAAAAUCUAAUUCCCUUCUAUUCUUCUCUACUCCAUUGACAACCCUCCCCCAAUUAGCUUUUGUUGCCCUUCCUCCUGUGUCUUACCAUUCUCUGGCUCCUGUAAUCACCCCAGCUCCACUCUGCUUCCUCCUCAUCCCACUGCAUUAUCCUUAUCCAUGCUUAUUCUUCACCUUGCCACCUAAGCACAGGUAAGACUCUCCAUGUUUACGUUUCCUGUGCCACAGUGGCCAGAAGGAAUGAUUACAGGCAAAAUCUUAUUCAGCCCCUGCAGAGUUGUGAUGGGAUAUUUGAAGUUAUUGGGGAUGACGCAUGAGCAAACCAGUCAGCACGUAUGAAAUCUACAGAAACAGAAUAUGCCUGGUACAGGGGGAAUGUUUGGAACGCUUAGUAGCCAACUCUUAGUAUGUCCUUACAGAACAAGUGCAAUUCAUAUAUAUGUCAUUUUUUUAGCACUCAGAUUUUGCUAAAUGAGGAUGACUUUACAUGGAGAUGAUAAAAUAUAUGCCACUGUCACCAGGGUGACCCCCUGCCAAAUUUCAAGUUCAUGCUACAAAACUUGGAGGCACUGCUGAUCCUCAGUAAAACAAGUACAUUGAAAAGAGUAAAAUGAACUUACUGUAAUCUCAGAAAUGGCUGAAACUUUUGUUGUUGUUGUUCAAACUUUCUGAAUAAAUUCAGACUGAAGCAAAUACCUGGCAUGGGAAAUGUUAGUCCAGAUGGUUAACCAGUGAUAACAUUAUAAGCAACAGAAGACAGCAUCUUGCAGUGGGAAAUGUUGGGCAAACUUUUUAACUACAAGUGCUGUUAUAGGUAGCACAGUUAAUAAUUAUCAGGUAGAAUAUAUAUAAUUUGAGCUUUCUCCUUGCCUGUACCCUUGCUUCCUUUCUCUUGUUCUGUUUCAAGACCAAAGUAUUCAAAUUUGAAUGAUUUCUAGAACCAUUUGUUUUGUGCUUUGGACUUAGAAUUACAGUUAAACAAUAUAUAGUAAAAGAACAAGAUUGUACAAAAACUUGAACAAAAGGUUCACAGAGCAUAAAAUUUUUGGGUGAUUCCACUAACCAAGAGUGUACUAUAAAGAUACCUGCGCUGCUUUUAGAGUUUAAUGUACAGGACAACAGGCUCACUAGAUUUAGCAUUGCUUUACAAGAAACAUUUUUUUUUCUGUAUUACAGAUUUCACAAAUCCUAGACCAGCUACCUCAAAAGAUGAUCAUAGUAGGCACUGGAAAACUAAAUUUAAAAAAGGCUGCAUUUGUGUUUGCUUUUGCAAAUGCUCACAGUUUGGGAAAUUUAGGUUAAAUACUAAUAGGUUCUCACUAUAAUUUCCAUCAUUCAGUUUUUAAAAAAGAUCAAUUCUGUAAGUAAAAGUGGUCAUAUUUUAAAAAACAACAUGCCAGAAAGUCUGUAAAUAGCAUUUUAGGUACAGCAUUAAUGUUAAUUUUUCCUAUUAUUUAUUUGUAUUAUUGAACACCUAAGAACCCCAGUUGUGGAUUAGGAUUCUAUUUUUCCAGACAUUGGACAGACACAACAAAGGAGAACCUUUCCACAAAGAGCUUUAAGAGUUAAUAGAAAGGGAGGGGAGCACAAGGAAAUACUGAUCAACAUGAUAAAUCUCAGCACGCGUGUAGACAUGGUUGAGUUUGGGUUUUUUUGUAUGCCUCAUGCCAAAAAAUGUCUUAAGGAGGGAUUUUAAUUUGGUUUUAGGGAGAUUUUGCUUAACUGAGUUAGUACUUUAGGAUAUUUGGUUUAAAUAUACAUUCUCCUUUCAGUGCACAAGUAUGUAACUAUCCUUACUACAAAUAGAUGGUUAUUUUGUACCCCAUUGUACUUGUUAAUUUACAAGCCCACCCCUAUUUUUAACCCACCAAAAUGAGGACUUUUUCCACUUUCAAAAAUUAGCCCCUUUUUGGCAUUUAAAAUAUGUAUUUUUUCAUUUUCCCAUGUUUCAGUUUCUAGUUCCAACCAGCUGCUAAAGCGUUGAAGUAGUGCCAAAGUGUAUGUUUUGGCAGUAUUUCUGGCCCAACCAGAUGUGUAAUUGCUGGUAUUUCCUAUUAGAGGCUAUACUCUUAAAGUCAGCACAAUUUGCAGACUGGAGAGGUUAUGAUAAUCAUCUAAAUAUUUGUUUAUUCGAACUGCUGAACAUUUAGAGACUUACCCAUGACUAGAACUAUGUCUAAUACUGAACUAAUGUUAAAUCUAUGUAGCCUUUCUUUUCUAGUAGGCAGCUUAGAAGUCUUAAACAACGCAUUUGGAGAAAACGACAUUGUUCUUUUAGUCCUUUGUCUUCUAAAGUCCCCUGCUCUUUCUCCUCUAGUUUUAGAUCAGUUUGUUCCAGUGUUUCCAGUCAAAAAUCGUUCAUCUUAAAGCUUUCUUUUUAAUGGUUAAAAAACAACUGGCAAUUACACUUUUAUAGAAUGAAUUUACAGCUGAUUGUUAUUUUAGUUAUUGAACACAAUGUCUCUAUAUAAAUUGGCACUUCAUUGGAAAUCAUGAGCCUUUAAUAAGGCUGAAAUAGAAGGGUUGGUGUCUGGUGUUUGACUCUUUCUCACUGCUAUUUGAAUAGCUAGAUUUAUUCACAUUUUGAAUAUCUGGAUUUAAUAAACUUUAUCCCUGCUCCUAGAUGCUUAAAUUAUAAUAUGGUAAUUUUAACUAAGAUUCCUGGUAUUACGUGUCUUGCCUUUUUCUUGUUUAAACGUCAUGCUGCAGUUUGUAAAAUAUAAUAGCAAAGCAAAAAGUUUUAAAUUGUCUUACAGAAACACUUUAAAGAGCCAUGUAAAUUAUUUAAAUUGAACACUGUCUGUGGACCUUCUCUUCCAAAUUUUUAUUCUUGGCAGGUAAAGGUUUACUUGUAUGGCUAAAGGCCAGAAGGGCUAAAGAUGAAUUAUUAUUUAUUUCCUACUAGACUUCAAUUACCAUAUAUUCUGUUUAAAAAAUUGAAUCAUAUCAGUUUAUGUAGUCACGGUUGUAACCAAGUUUUUAAAUGUAUUUUUACAUAGACCAUAGACUUCCUUUUUUGCUUUUCUUAGAUAAAAGUAAGUGUCACAGGAAAAGCUAUCAUUCUAAAAUGCUUAGAAUUAAUUAUUAGGUUUAAACUCGCCAAUACAGAGUGUGGAUCUUAGAACCACAUUCAUCUUUGUAAUGUACUACAGUGCUUUGCACUUAGGUGAGAUAACUGGUAAGAGAACUAAGGACGAGAGUUUCUGUACAUGUUAGAUCUAUUUUAUCUAAUAAUUCCAUGAAAAGAUGUUCUGCUGGUUAAUAGGAAUAAUGAUGUCCUACAGAAUGUUUCUAUGUAAAAAUAUUGUUGCUACCUGCAUAGAGGUUAAUCUGUGAUUUCUUAUUAUUUCAACACAUGUAAAUACCCCUUGACAAUGCAAACCUAGUAAUAAUUGAAAUAUACAUACCUUGAAAGUUCUUCAUCGGUUUCUGUGUGGGAACAUUCCAUUUUCCUAUGCAUGUUCAUCUAGAUGAAAAUAGAAUCAAUACAUAGGUCCAAAUUCUGUAUACUGGGCUAUACAGCUACAUGUGUGCAGGUAAGCCUGAAAACAAAUUAUUUUACAGAAUCAGGGCCAUAGACAGUUAACAAAUGAAUUGUUUAUGAAUUUUAUUUUGAAGUAGUCAAAAAAAUUGCCACUUAUGACAAAUGCAGUACGUAUUUUAAUUGUUCUAACUGUGAUUUAUAUUCAUUGCCAUUUGUUUGCAAUCCAUUAAAUGUCAUUUUUUUAAAGUUGCACCAGUUUUAUAAUUGCAGAUUGAUAAAUUCAGGUACUCUUUGUUCAUAGAUAAUGUAUAAAAUUUCUCUUAUGAAGUAAAUGUCAAAUUUGUAAAUGCUUUAUACUGUAUUCUCUUUUGGUAAUCUACAACAGUUUAUUUUUCUGCCCUGAAUUUUAAUGGUCUGAGGCAGCAGUAAAAUAAAACCUGUGAAGAGAAACAUUACAUAUGUUCUUUCAUACUAUAAUUGUACAAAAGAGAUCUUUCCAGUUAGCCAAAAUCAUCUGAGGACAAAGUUGCUUUUCUAACAUUAGUCAGCUAAAUAAUUGAUUAAGGCAUUUGCAGCUUCUGAAACUCCAUUUGGUCUUAAGCUCUUUCCCUUUUAUUAAAUGAAGUUGUCAGCUCCAUCUGAAUUACAAGGAAAGGCAGAAGGGGGGAGCAUUAGGUUUUUUAAUGCAUAGUAGUUGUAGCAUUUUUGCCUAAGCAAGCACUUCAGACCCAAUUUUUGAAUACAUGAGAGCAGUCCUUAGUUUGUGAAACUAUGCACAUAAGUAGGGACUAUUAAUACGAAUAAAGGUUAUUGGGCUAGGCCCUAAAAAAGGACUGAAAGAUCUGUUCCAAGGUGUAUGUCAGAAGCACAACAUUAUAUUCUGUCUUCUUUUUGCAUGUAUACCAUAAUUACUCAUUGUUGAAUCUUGACUCAGCAUUAACUGUAAAAUGGCAUGUGGGUUUGGUUAUCUCGUCUGACUGCUAUGACUGACUCUAUAUGCCACAGGAGUUCCGGAGAAAUAGCCUACAUCCUGGACUUUUAGGAAGGUAUCUGUAGAAAAACUUGUUGGAUUCAUAUGCAGAUAUACUUUGUACAGGGUGCUUAUCAAAGCCACAUGACCUCUGAUGCAUUCAAAUACCAUACAUAUAUUUUUAUCACAUGGAAGCCAGAACUACCCUUAUCUUCAAACAGCUUUAUGGCCUUCUUUAAUACAGCAGCACAGUUAUUAUGGUAGUUAUGAUAAUGAUACCAUGUCCUCCCAACACUGGCUGCAGACUGGUUUAAGCAACUACUAGACAGGGCAGCUAAUUUCACUUGUCAACACUGAACUGUGGAAUUGAUGGAAUAAUGCCAUGGAAAGGGGUCACUGUGCCUUCUCAUUCUCGGAGACAAUUUACAAAGUGUAAGUGGGUAAGGGAAGCAUAUUUAAAAGCCAGAGCCCCGUUGCUGUAUCCCUCAUCCGUAGGCAGCUAUCCCCUCUGCUUACAGAAGUGAAAGUGCACUUAGGCCUUGUUUAUUUCCUUCAUAGUGACAACAAAAUAGUUGGAUGUGUAAUAAUGCUCAUUUAACAAAAUGGUAAAAUUUAAUUUUAGUGACUUAUUAGCUCUAAAUUUCAAUUUUUUCAUUAAUUCUUCAGGUUAGCGGCAUCAUUGUGUUGUUAUAUCAUUGAAAUUCUGCCAUGCCCUUUACAAGGCCUUUGAUGCCGCCGUUAAUUAAAAUGCUGAUGUGAUUAAACAGACAUCAAUACAUACAAACAUCUGGAUUUUCAGUUCUCUGGUAUUUUAAAAACAUGCCUUCUGUGCCUUUUACUAUACUAAAAUAUAAAAGUGUAAUGGAAAUUGAUUAAGAGCAGAUAUUGCUAAGCAGGGAUGACUCAAAAAUCAUGAAAUGGCUGUCUUCUGUGAAGUACCACUAACUCAGGUUAAAUUCUCAAGUGUAUUUCAUCCAAACAAUACAAGUAGCAUUUUAAAAAGAGGGAAUGAAAAGUCCUGGUAAUAUAGCAAGGUCAAAGUCUAGGUAUCUUUUUUCUGCACUUGUUGAAGUAAAAAAAUAAUAUUUCUAAACAAAAUAAUGAAUUCAGAAUGUUUUGUCUAUUGAUUUUUUUUUAUUUUAUUUUUUUUAAGAAUAAAAAGGCCUGCUUAAUUCAAGUGUUUGUUCCCAUUUUUAUUUCCAUCCUGAUUUUUUUUUUUUUCCUAUUUCAUAAAUAAGGUGUUGGAUUGAUAGCAACUGUACCCUGGCUUCUAGGAACCUAUGUACUUAAAGAACCAUGCUGUAAUACUGAAUGUAAAAAUGGCUAAUUUUUAAGGGGGGGGGGGGUGUUGCCUUAAAGGUUGAAAAAAUAAAGUAUUUUUAAAAAUUG
Messenger RNA from Alligator mississippiensis (American alligator), 12063 nucleotides. RefSeq names its product peroxisome proliferator activated receptor alpha (gene PPARA). Gene Ontology annotation, molecular function: RNA polymerase II cis-regulatory region sequence-specific DNA binding; nuclear receptor activity; zinc ion binding. The coding region runs from base 553 to 1959 and encodes 468 amino acids. Gene Ontology annotation, biological process: negative regulation of transcription by RNA polymerase II; negative regulation of inflammatory response; hormone-mediated signaling pathway. Gene Ontology annotation, cellular component: nucleus. The transcript has 9 exons. The record is from RefSeq and is a predicted model, not a curated record. Lineage: Eukaryota; Metazoa; Chordata; Crocodylia; Alligatoridae.